AUGAAGCGAAUCUCGACUCUGCUUGGUAAUCAUAACAAAACAAGCACGAGUGAAAGAGUUGAACAAGAAAAGAUAACAACGGUUGUCAUGGGAGCAAGAGGAACAGGGAAAACGACAUUUUUGUAUAAAUCCUACUUUAAAUACAACACGAAUGAACCUGAUACUGAAUUUGAAGUGAUACCAACAGAAGAAUACAAUGUAGAAACGAUCCUAUUUGAUUCAUACAAGUUUGAAUUAUGGGAUUAUCCAGAUAUAGAAAACAGUAUAUCCACUCUAAAACAUGCAAAAGUGAUUAUUUAUUUCAUAAAGGAAGUACAAGACAAGAGCAGAGAAAGACUGAUGUUACUCUUACACCAAGAGAAUUUGAUCAGAGAGGAAGCAAUUAUUAUUACUGUUGUUAAUGAUGAGCAUAUGGAUAUACAGGAUAUAGCAGAGAUAUGGGUACAGGAUAAGGGGUUGAUCAGGAAAUUAAAAGGACACGAUUGGAGAUUAUUUUCAAUGAACGAGAUAGACCGGAUAUUUGACUAUUUGACAUUAAAAUUGAAUCAAAAGCGACAGUUGCCUAAUCCGUAUCAGCUGAAUGAUUUCGACUUUGAACAACGGUUCUACCAUGGACAACAGUUUUUAUUUUUCGAUACUUGGUGUCUUAUUCGGAUCAUCUAUCUGACAUUAACCAAGGACUAUAAAAAGAGCAAGCUAUAUUUUUACCUCCAACAAUAUAAAUAUAAUGAAGAGCAGGAUAUAAAGUACUCUGAAACCCAGGUGUUAUUCUGGAUACAAAUGGUAUCAUUUGGUUUAAUACAGUUGCCUAUAAACAAUUCAGUCAAUUUUCAAGAUUUUGUUGAAAGGAGUCAAUUAAGUCAGGACUGCUGGAAAGAGUAUUAUUCAUACCGUCUAUUUUACUCUGAAAAGGCUUCUAAAGAAUUUUUUCCCCCAGAUAAAAAACCUUUACCCAAUGCAUUUAAACCUUCUUCUUUAGCUUUAAAAGGAAGUGGUCUGAGAAUUGAUUACCAAGUAUUAUAA
This is a messenger RNA of Rhizopus microsporus ATCC 52813, 1023 nucleotides long. RefSeq lists its product as uncharacterized. Gene Ontology annotation, molecular function: GTP binding; GTPase activity. The record is from RefSeq and is a predicted model, not a curated record. NCBI's taxonomy places the organism in Eukaryota, Fungi, Mucoromycota, Mucoromycetes, Mucorales, Rhizopodaceae. The transcript has 2 exons. The coding region runs from base 1 to 1023 and encodes 340 amino acids.